AAGAGGGAGGGAGCUGGGACAGGGGACGUUACAACGUGGGAGCAGCUCCAGUCAGUGUCCUCUUAUCCCUCGGAGACACCACAGCAGGAGGAGGAGGAGAGGGAUUCAGAUACAGAGACUUGUUGGACAUUAGAAGGACAGUGCUUCGACCAGGAUGAACUUUGCUGCCCAGUUAUUCUACUCGAGCUACUUGAGCGAGCGACUUGAGCGUUUGUACUCACCCAGGCCUGCACUGAAAGACAGCGAGGAGAAUGACCCCUUCUGGCAGAGAGAGGAGCUGUGUCUGGGCCCCUUUCAGCCUGGAAGCUCUUACAAAUCUGGCCCCAUCAGUAACGGCACUGCAUGCCGCAGACCAACCCUCAUUGAACCAGAGCGUCUGAAGGACUUUGGUGAGGAGGACCUUCUCAAUGGGGACGUGAAGGUAUAUGACACCAAGGUGGUGGGGGGUCCUGAGAUCAUGCUCAUGGAGCCCCCCAAAACCAGACGCAUCAGCGAGUUCAGGAUCCUCCCCAGACCUCUUAUCCAGUAUCUCCGCUUUGAGGACAUCAGUGCCGCGGCCUUCAGGAUCCAGUCAGGGAUACAGAAGACACCCUGCACGUACUCCAGACUGUCCAAACAGUACGGUAUGGAGAUCUACCUGAAGAAGGAGCACCUGCACUACACAGGCUCUGUGAAGGAGAGAGGAGUCCUGUACCUGCUCACCUGCCUCACACAGGCACAGCAGAGGAAGGGUGUGAUCGUGGCCACUGACUGUAACUUCUCCAUGGCUGUGGCUCACCAUGCAGUGGAGCUGAGGAUCCCUGUGUUUGUCAUCAUGCCAUCAUGCUGCCCCUCGCCUCGCCUCAGGAUCUACAGAGACUACGGCGCUAUGGUCAUCUCCUACGGCAGCACCGGCCAAGACUCCCAGAACCACGCUCGCCAUCUGGCCACAGAAAACGGAUACCUCUACCUGGAAGAAGAUGAAAGUGCAGCGUACCUGGCAGGACUGGGCACUGUUGGCAUGGAGAUCUAUGAGCAAGUGCCCAAACUCGAUGCAGUGGUUAUUCCUGCAGCUGGACAGUAUGGUCUACUGGCUGGCACAGCUGCAGCCAUCAAACACCUUGACUCACGAAUUCUUGUCAUAGGCAUUGAACCAGAAAGUUUCCCUCUGCUGCUACAAUCUCUGAAAACAGACGGUCCAAUCAAAGACAUGCACAGCAACCCCAAUAAGAAACUCUAUGGAGAUCUUAUGGAGCGUUCGCUGGGUGUUAACACCUUCCAGCUGGCAAAGAAACUAGUAGAUAAAGUCAUCACUGUCAGUGAGGAGGACUCUCUGGUGGCGAUGCUGCGGUUUCAGGAGUUUGAACGCUCCACUGUGGACACAGAGGGAGCCAUGGGACUGGCUGCCAUCUUGGCCGGACAACUACCGGAACUGAGAGGCAAAAAGGUCGCUGUGGUGGUGAGCAGCGCUAACAUGGAGCUGGAGCUGGUGAGGCAGUGUGUGGACCGAGCCCUGGUGUUGGAUGAUCGAGUCAGUAAGUUUGCUGUGCAGCUGGGAGAAUGGCCAGGAGACAUGGCUAAGCUGCUGGACGUCCUGUCCAGAGAGGAUGUCAGGUUGUUGGACGUCUGCCAUCGGAGACAAAGUGACAAGUCAGACCUCUUCAAGGCGAAGGUGGAGUGUGUGGUGGAAACCAGAGAUAAGACACAGAGCGCUCAGCUGCGCAAGACGCUGAGUGAGCGCUACCCCUCAAUAUGCUGGCUGGACCGGUGAUCACAACAUCAACACAAACAAUAUUCACACUAGACAACCAAGAAAAACCAAUAAAGGAAACGACACAUUCAUAACAUGUGCAAAUACACCCUGUGACAUACACUACUAUGAUAUAUGAACUCUGUUAUAGGAAUCUAAUUAAGACAAUGGCUGUUAAGCAAACCUAAGUGUAUACAGAAAAGCCUUGAGAUUAUAUAGCUUAUACUAUUCAUUGUACAACCAUUAUGUAUGCUGCUAUUGUUCUUUAAUCAUGGCACCCUCUAAUUAGAGAAUAGUGGCUGGGCUGCACUCAGAGGAUGAAUGUAGUUCUUAUAGUUUAAUCACAGAGCAUGAAUCAUGCACUGUAGCCACUGUAGAUGUAGGCUUAUUCCUCUAGUGAGCAAGUACACUCUAUACACCUCCUUUAACCACCUGCAUAAAAGAUGUAUUUUUCAAUCCAUAUUAUUUUUAAACUGUUGUAUAUAUUUCUGUGUUUCUACUGUCCACGAUGGUAGAGUCAAAUCC
Epinephelus moara (kelp grouper) is the source of this 2254-nucleotide messenger RNA. RefSeq lists its product as uncharacterized. The coding region runs from base 155 to 1750 and encodes 531 amino acids. Gene Ontology annotation, biological process: L-threonine catabolic process; L-serine catabolic process. Gene Ontology annotation, molecular function: threonine deaminase activity; L-serine ammonia-lyase activity. NCBI's taxonomy places the organism in Eukaryota, Metazoa, Chordata, Actinopteri, Perciformes, Serranidae. The record is from RefSeq and is a predicted model, not a curated record. The transcript has 11 exons.